CAGAGCAGAGCUUUGACUGUAAAGAAUUUCAUCUACUGUGAGUGUAGUAUGGAGACUGGGGGCUGAGAGGUGGGGGCUUGGUGGGAUGUCUGGCCUGUGCUGAGGUACGUUUGUCCAGGAAUUCCGUUACUGGAGCAAGAUCCAUCCAUCCAUUCAUUUACAGGCAUUCCCACCAUGGAUUGCCAAGAAAAUGAGUACUGGGACCAAUGGGGACGGUGUGUCACUUGCCAACUCUGUGGGCCUGGACAAGAGCUCUCCAAGGAUUGUGGUUAUGGAGAAGGUGGAGAUGCAUACUGCACAGCCUGCCCUCCCCGCAGAUACAAAAGCAGCUGGGGCCACCAUAGAUGUCAGACUUGCAUCACCUGUGCUGUCAUCAAUCGUAUCCAGAAGGAGAACUGUACAGCUACCUCUAAUGCCGUCUGUGGGGACUGUCUGCCCAGGUUCUACCAAAAGACACGUAUUGGAGGCCUGCAGGAUCAAGAGUGUAUCCCGUGCACGAAGCAGACCCCCACCUCUGAGGUUCAGUGUGCCUUCCAGUUGAGCUUAGUGAAGGCAGAUGUACCCACAGUAUCCCCUCAGGAGGUCACACUUGUUGCACUGGUGAGCAGUCUGCUCAUGGUGUUUACCCUGGCCUUCCUGGGGCUCUUCUUCCUCUACUGCAAGCAGUUCUUCAACAGAAAUUGCCAGCGUGAGAAACUGACAAUUUUCCCUGAUCCACCACCAGGUAGCCUCAAUCUGAUACCUCAAUUUUCAGGAGGUUCGCUGCAGUAUGAGGCUGACGAGGCAGCGGAGGAGGAAUCUCUCUUCCCCAUGCCACCUGGCCAGGAGACCAGUCCUGAGUCCCCACUGAGUGAAAGCAUCUUUGAGACCCAGGCACUUAACCCCAUCCUGGAUGACGACUGCAGCUCGACUCGUGGCUUCCCCACACAGGAGUCUUUUACCUUGGCCUCCUGUGCCUCAGAGAGCCACUUCCACUGGGUCCACACUCCCAUCGAAUGCACAGAGCUGGACCUGCGAAAGUUUUCCAGCUCUGCUUCCUAUACUGGAGCUGAGACCUUGAGGGGGAACACAGCUGAAAGCUCUGGAGACAGACUGGAGCUCACUGUACCCUUUGAAGUACCCAGCCUUUAACUCUACUGAGGUGAGCUGGAAAGGUAGGGUAGAAAGACCAGAAAUUGGGGACCACCCCCAAAAGGAAUUAUCCCUUGGAGUACUGUUGUUCAGUAGGGCUAGUGUCAGAGGAACAGCAAGCUAGGAACAUUGGUGGAUGGAGGGACAACUGUGAUAAUGUUAAUCUUUUGAGCCAGUCAGUCAUACAUCAUAUAUCUGAGCCUACAGUUGUCAAGGAACUGGCCAGGUUGACAUGACACCAGUUUUUCUAUCCUGGCCUUUUGCAAUAUCUCUCAGGGCCCCACUGUCUAAUAGUUAUAUUCAGUUAUCUCCCAUCAUGUAUUCAAGCACCAAGGUACAGUGGGAAAAUAUACAAACCUUGGCACCUAGAAGCCUUAUAUUUCAAAUCUACCUCCAUUCCUUAAUAAAUAUCUGU
Balaenoptera musculus (blue whale) is the source of this 1546-nucleotide messenger RNA. It is a transcript of the gene EDA2R, whose product is annotated as ectodysplasin A2 receptor. Gene Ontology annotation, cellular component: plasma membrane. NCBI's taxonomy places the organism in Eukaryota, Metazoa, Chordata, Mammalia, Artiodactyla, Balaenopteridae. Gene Ontology annotation, biological process: tumor necrosis factor-mediated signaling pathway; positive regulation of canonical NF-kappaB signal transduction; positive regulation of JNK cascade. The record is from RefSeq and is a predicted model, not a curated record. Gene Ontology annotation, molecular function: tumor necrosis factor receptor activity; protein binding. The transcript is spliced from 8 exons. The coding region runs from base 175 to 1131 and encodes 318 amino acids.